GUAGAGAGACAGAGCAGCCAGUAGCGGAUAUAAAACAGUGAAGGUUAAUUGGGCAGGUGAGGAACACGAGAAGGAGGCGGCGGGUUGCGAGAAAACUUGAUCCGCAGACAGGUUGGAAACUCAAGCAUCCUUCGGUGCAUCCACCCCGGUGUAUAUAAGAGUGAGCCAGCUGUCAGCGGGCACCACAAAGCCUUAUCUCUCUCUGCUGCUGCUGCUGCUGCUGCUGCUUCUGCGUUGGACCUGGACGGAGAGGAAAGCGAGCCAACAGCGGACCAACAUGUCGCUCACCUCCAUUCUUUCAGCUGAGGCCAUUGAAAAGGCUGUCAAGGACUGUCAAGCUCCGGACUCUUUCUGCUACAAAAAGUUCUUCCAGCUGUGUGGCCUGUCCUCAAAGACGCCCCAGGAAGUCAAAGAUGUCUUCAGGAUCCUUGACGAGGACAACAGCGGCUUCAUUGAGGAGUCUGAGCUCAAGUUCUUCCUGCAGCGGUUUGUCCCCGGGGCACGGACACUGACUGAGGCAGAAACCAAGAGCUUCAUCUCAGCAGCUGAUGAUGACAGCGAUGGCAGAAUUGGAGCAGAGGAAUUCCAGACCAUGGUCCUGUCCUGAGUUUUCCUGAUGACAAGAGUUCAAGUCUUCGGGUCUUCGGUCCUCUCCCUGUGUCUGGACUCUUCUGACCCCGGCCUCCAUUCCCAGUGACUUCUCAUGUUUUCUACUAAAUUCUGUGUGUGCUAAUUGUUUUUAAAUGACCUUUUGUCCAUUUAAAGACAGCAGACUUUUAAUGUGUCUUUGUGUUGGUCCAUGUUUUCUUUUCUGUGCACACCCCACCUCUGUCAGUGAAUGAGACCAAUAAACAUGUGGA
Molecule: messenger RNA, 860 nt
Organism: Epinephelus moara (kelp grouper)
Lineage: Eukaryota; Metazoa; Chordata; Actinopteri; Perciformes; Serranidae
Gene: pvalb9
Product: parvalbumin 9
Exons: 5
Coding region: 278-607 (109 amino acids)
Cellular component (GO): cytoplasm; nucleus
Molecular function (GO): calcium ion binding
Source: RefSeq, a predicted model, not a curated record